Molecule: messenger RNA, 2471 nt
Organism: Schistosoma curassoni
Lineage: Eukaryota; Metazoa; Platyhelminthes; Trematoda; Strigeidida; Schistosomatidae
Source: the annotation of a GenBank genome assembly
UUAUGAAAACAUUUACUCUACAAACUGAUAUACACUGACUGACUUACUGCUGUGAUGUCCAAAAAUGCUUCAAAGUGUAGUCAAUAGCAAACUUCAGGACAGAUUUAAAUUAAAUAAAAUCUGACUGAGCAAAGUCAUGAGAAACGAAUCGUCCAAAUUAUGCAUUUGCCAAAUAUGUCACUGUAGUGCUUUUAAGUGAAUACAAGUUGGUUAAAACAAUAAAUUUUGGUGACCUCAAGAACAACUUUGAAACUUUUAUGAUGCACACCAACCGUCGGCAUAAAUGCCCACACCAAAAACGUAAAACUCAGAUAACUAAGCCAUGUGAAAUUUCUGAAUAUACUACACAGUAUAUCACUCAUAAGCUUACACCAGUGGAAUCAUGUAAACCACCUCAUAAAGGUGUACAAGCUGAAGGUCAUAUGGAGUCGGAUACUACACACCGGGUUGAUUUUAUACCUCAUCCACUGAGUAUUCAAAAUAGUUGUAGAAAAGAAGCACAAUAUCAACCACCACAGGGGACAUUCGAUGGUUUAACUACAUACACAAAGGAAUAUACUGGAAAAUCUGGUCAGCUGGUUGUUCCAGUUAAACCAACUAUUAGAAAAGGUUCCACAGCUAAAUUUGAUGGUGAAGCCACCUAUACUGCUGACUAUAGACCAUGGAAAUUGGAACGACGUGAACUUGCUACAGGUAGAGAAUCGAACUGGCCGAAACCCAAUCUACCAUUUUCUGGAACUCCCACUUAUACAUCUGAUUAUGUUGCAUAUAAUGCAAAACCUCCAAUCAGUUGUAAACCAAUGCACUGUUUCGUUGAAAAUCAAACACCAUUUCCAGAUAGUACUGAUUAUCGUGAUUCAUAUCGUACAUUAGAUUUAUCAGAACGAGCUCGUCCAAUUAAAAAUGUUGAGCAUACACAUAAAGUUACUGUACCAAUGGAACAUUUAUCAACACAUAUGCAUGAUUAUUAUUGGAAGACUAUGAUACCAUCAGUCUCAUGUAAACCGGAAUAUACGGGUAUUCAAAACAACGAACCAUUUCAUAAAGACACAACUCAUCGAAUUGAUUAUAAAGCUUGGGAACUAACUGAUAGAACUGCGCCUAUCUCGGCUAAUCAUGCCUCAACUUAUCCCGAACCACUAGGAAAAAUGUGUUCUGAUACAACCUAUAACAAAGAUUAUAUACCGUUUGGAUUGCAGAAUCGUCAAGCAAUUCAUCAAGUAGAUAAAAUCGGUCGUGGCGUUGAACUACCACCAUUUCAGGGAGUUUCUGAUUAUAAAGACAGUUAUCGGUGUUGGGCAAUUGAACCCCCAGUCAAAGGUUUAGGUAGAGAAGCAACUUACACUAUACCGAAUGUAAAAUUUGAAGGUAAAAGUACCACAAAUGAUCAUUAUGUGCCACAUUUAAAUUAUCGACCACCGGAAUCUUUCAAACCACAUGGUCAAGUUACAGCUAAUCAAACACCAUUCGAUGAUGCAACUUUAUAUCGUAUGGAGUAUACACCGAAACAUUUGGAACCUUGCCCAGCUAGUCUACUUAAUACUGGACUAAGCAAAUAUGUUUAUGAUGAAACGAGUGAUACGGGACACGAAAUCUAUCGUACAGCAUCCAAUUCUUCAUCAAUAACUAAUGGUCAAUAUUCUGAACAACAUCUGAUUACAAUUCCAAAUGAACCGUUAACAGUAGCAAAUUGAAUGAACAAAACAAAAACUUGGAAUUCUCUUUAUUCUCUCUAUUUUGGCUUGGAGAUAUAUAACUCUUUAAAAACCUUUCAUUAGUACUUAUUUGUAAUAGUGUUCUCUUUUCUAUUGAGGGCUAAUUAAUAGCUUUUUUUCUCAAUAAACGGUAGACUUUACCUUUGAAUGCUUUAAAUACUCAAUGUUCCACAGUCCCAUACUGUUUUAAUCAACUCUGAGCAAAAAGAUUUGUUUUUUUUUUAAUUCAUUUUGCUGAAUGAUGGUUUUAGUGACUUAUCAUUUUAUCACUUUGUUAGUAGUGUUGUUUUUUUUAUUCAGAGCACUUAAUUAAUCUUAUUUAUCACCUCUAUUAUUUUUGUUAAAAUUGCGCCUUAAAUCAAAAGUCAAUUGUUUGUUUGUUUGUGUUUGUCCCAAUUGCUUUCACCUCCCUUUUUUUAUUCACUUUUUCUGCGAAAAAAAAUUUUUUUCUUCUCAUUUAAACACUUUAUCUUUUUCAGUUGUUGUCACUUUCUUUGUUUUGAACUACCUGGAAUAUGAGUUUUAAUCAGUUUUAUUGACCAUAUCUUCAUAGAUUAUGGAAACAUUUCAAUAUUUAUGAAUUGUUGAUAUUGGUCAGAAAAAUGAACUGCACAAAAUCAAGUUUCGAAAGUAAUACACUUUUUAGAAAACUACCAUACGUGUUCAUUGUUACUGGCGUAAUAAUAAUAAUAGCCAGUAAACAUCUAGUUUUAUUUCAAAAUUCUUACUGAAUUCAAUACAGUUAUAGUCAUGGAU